UCUUAAACUUAGCUUUUGUAAUUUAUUUUUAAAGCACUAAGUUCUGGGAACCACGUGAUUUCUCCCUGUAAAUAUCAGGGCUUGCUCUGCUUUUCAGCAAUCGUUGGACUCCAGCAUGACUAUGUCUCAGUUGCUGGAUUAUGCGGCAAUUUUCUUUCUCUGUGUCUUAACAGCCAGCUCUCUGGAUACGUUUACUGCAGCUGUAUAUGAGCAUGCAGUGAUAUUGCCUAAUGCCACCCUGAUACCGGUGUCCUAUGAAGAGGCCUUGCUAUUAAUGAACCAAAAUCUGGAUCUUUUGGAGGAAGCAAUCGCAUCAGCAUCAAAGCAGGGUGCACAUAUUAUUGUGACUCCAGAAGAUGGUAUUUACGGCUUUAACUUCAACAGGGAAUCCAUCUACCCAUACUUGGAGGAUAUCCCAGACCCUCAAGUGAACUGGAUCCCUUGUAAUAAUCCCGACAGAUUUGGUCGCACCCCAGUGCAAGAAAGGCUCAGCUGUCUGGCCAAGGACAACUCCAUCUACGUCGUGGCAAACAUUGGAGACAAGAAGCCAUGCAAUGCCAGUGACCCUCACUGUCCGCCUGAUGGUCGUUACCAGUACAACACUGAUGUGGUGUUUGAUUCUGAGGGGAAAUUGGUGGCCCGCUACCAUAAGCAAAAUCUUUUCUUGGGUGAAGAUCAGUUCAAUGCACCCAAGGAACCUGAGGUCGUGACUUUCAACACCACGUUUGGAAAGUUUGGCAUUUUCACGUGCUUUGAUAUUCUCUUCCAUGAUCCUGCUGUGACUCUGGUGAAAGAUUUCCACGUGGACACCAUACUCUUCCCAACAGCUUGGAUGAAUGUUUUGCCACAUUUGUCAGCUAUUGAAUUCCACUCAGCUUGGGCUAUGGGCAUGGGAGUCAACUUCCUUGCAUCCAAUUUACAUUACCGCUCAAAGAAAAUGACAGGAAGUGGCAUCUACGCACCUGAUUCUCCAAGAGCAUUUCAUUAUGAUAUGAAGACAGAGGAGGGAAAACUCCUCCUCUCACAACUGGCCUCCCACCCACACCCCACAGCAGUGGUGAAUUGGACUUCUUAUGCGAGUGGUAUAGAAGCCCCCUCAAAGGGAAACCAGGAAUUUAAGGGCAUCAUCUUUUUUGACGAGUUCACCUUCUUGGAGCUCAAAGGAGUCACAGGAAAUUACACAGUUUGUCAGAAAGAUCUCUGCUGUCAUCUAAGUUACAAGAUGUCUGAGAAGAGAUCAGAUGAAGUUUAUGUACUAGGGGCAUUUGAUGGACUACAUACUGCGGAAGGGAGCUAUUAUUUACAGAUUUGUACUCUGUUGAAGUGUAAAACAAUGGACUUACACACUUGUGGUGAUUCAGUUGAAACUGCUUCCACCAGGUUUGAAAUGUUCUCCCUCAGUGGCACUUUUGAAACCCAGUAUGUCUUUCCUGAGGUGUUGCUGAGUGGAAUUCAGCUUGCACCUGGAGAAUUUCAGGUGUCAAGUGACGGACGCUUGUGCAGCCGGAAGCCACUGUCUGGACCUAUCUUGACAGUAACUCUGUUUGGAAGGUUAUAUGAGAAGGAUAGUGCACCAGAUGCUUUCUCAGACCUCAUGGCACAGGCACUGACAGUGAUGCUCAUAGUUGUCAUACCUAUUGUGUACUCAUUAGCCUGCAGGCAUGGCAGGAGCACUUGGCUGCCGUACUGUUCUUUCUACUCAUAGCUCAGGACUUGGUAAAUUUCAACAGCCAAGGAUAAAGACUUUGUGAGCUUCCCUAGUCAUGGACUGUGGUUUCAGUACAACCUUAGAGAACCUGGGUUUCCUACAGUCAAACACUUCCCGGGUAUGGAUGCUGGAGAAGCCAAGAUCUCAACGAUCUUGUUCAUACCCCACAGGGACAUGAAUGGUGUCAAGAUCAAUGGGACUCCACGUCUGGUGGUUUUUUGACAACAGCUGACCUGGACUGAUGGGGUUCUUCAUGCACUUUUGAGGCAGGAU
Messenger RNA from Globicephala melas (long-finned pilot whale), 1981 nucleotides. Its product is annotated as pantetheinase. Lineage: Eukaryota; Metazoa; Chordata; Mammalia; Artiodactyla; Delphinidae. The record is from RefSeq and is a predicted model, not a curated record. Gene Ontology annotation, molecular function: pantetheine hydrolase activity. Gene Ontology annotation, biological process: pantothenate metabolic process.